GAGGCCCCGCCCCGCCCCGCCGGCACCGCGGCCAGGCCUGUUAUUCCGCUCGCCGCUCGGCCCGGACCCGCGCAGCGCCAGUGGUCGGGGAGCUGGCCCUCGUCUCCCCCUUGUCCGGGCCAGAGCCGCCCCUAGACACGGCCGGAGACGGAGCUGAAGCGGCGGCCGCAUCCUGGCCCUGCCUCCCCCGCCAGCCCGCCCCUUGGCUGGACAUCUGGACCCUGGGCCCCGCACCCGCAGGGUUCCGGAAACCCUCCCCGCCCAGCUCCGCGGCCCAGCCCGCGCCGCCCUCUCUCCAGAGCCCCCAGCCCUCCUCCAGUCCAGACUUCCGUCUACUCCUGGACACCCCUUCCCCAUCCCCUGCCUCCCCCCCUCCCCCAGACUGGACCCGGGUAGGAGGGAGGGGGGGUGCGCGCUUUGCGCCGUCCCCGCCCCGCCCCCCGUGAUUCCCCCUGCAUGGCCGGCCCGGGUGGGGGGUGCGGGGGGGCCCGGGCGCCAUGCGGGAGGGGCACAAGGGUGGUCGCUGUGCCUGUCCCCGUGUGAUUCGAAAAGUGCUGGCAAAAUGCGGCUGCUGCUUCGCCCGGGGGGGACGUGAAUCCUAUUCCAUUACUGGCAGUGAGGGGAGCAUAUCGGCUUCUGCUGCUUCUGGUCUGGCUGCCCCUUCUGGCCCCAGCUCUGGCCGGUGUUCCCCAGCACCCUUAGGCCACCCAGUCAGUGGCCUAAGGAGAUGGUUGGAUCAUUCAAAACACUGUCUUAGUGUGGAGUCUGAGGCAGACAGUGGUCAAACAGGACCAUAUGAGAACUGGAUGCUUGAGCCAGCUCUAGCUACAGGAGAGGAGCUGCCAGAACUGACCUUGCUGACCACAUUGUUGGAGGGCCCUGGGGAUAAGACACAGCCACCUGAAGAGGAGACUUUGUCCCAAGCCCCGGAGAGUAAGGAAGAACAGAAGAAGAAGGCUCUAGAAAGGAGUAUGUAUGUCCUGAGUGAACUGGUAGAAACAGAGAAAAUGUACGUGGACGAUUUGGGGCAGAUUGUGGAGGGUUACAUGGCCACCAUGGCUGCUCAGGGGGUUCCAGAGAGUCUUCGAGGUCGUGACAGGAUUGUGUUUGGGAAUAUCCAGCAGAUCUACGAAUGGCACCGCGACUAUUUCCUGCAGGAGUUACAGCAGUGUUUGAAGGAUCCUGAUUGGCUGGCUCAGCUCUUCAUCAAACAUGAGCGAAGGCUUCAUAUGUAUGUGGUGUACUGUCAGAAUAAGCCCAAGUCAGAGCACGUGGUAUCAGAAUUUGGAGACAGCUACUUUGAGGAGCUCAGGCAGCAGUUGGGACACCGCCUGCAGCUCAGUGACCUUCUCAUCAAACCUGUGCAGCGGAUCAUGAAAUACCAGCUGCUGCUCAAGGAUUUUCUCAAGUAUUACAGUAGAGCUGAGAUGGAUACCGAAGAGCUAGAGCAAGCUGUGGAAGUCAUGUGCUUCGUGCCCAAGCGCUGCAAUGAUAUGAUGACCCUGGGGAGACUGCGGGGAUUUGAGGGCAAACUGACUGCUCAAGGGAAGCUCUUAGGCCAAGAUACCUUCUGGGUCACAGAGCCGGAGGCUGGGGGCCUGCUCGCUUCCCGGGGUCGAGAGAGACGUGUCUUCCUCUUUGAGCAAAUCAUCAUCUUCAGUGAGGCUCUCGGAGGAGGAGCGCGAGGUGGCACACAGCCUGGAUAUGUGUACAAGAGCAGCAUCAAGGUGAGCUGCCUGGGACUGGAGGGAAACCUCCAAGGUGAUCCUUGCCGUUUUGCACUGACCUCCAGAGGGCCAGAGGGUGGGAUCCAGCGCUAUGUCCUGCAGGCUUCAGACCCUGCAGUCAGUCAGGCCUGGAUCAAGCAAGUGGCCCAGAUCCUGGAAAGCCAGCGGGACUUUCUCAAUGCAUUGCAGUCACCCAUCGAGUAUCAGAGAAGAGAGAGCCAGACCAACAGCCUGGGGCGGCCAGGAGGGCUUGGGUUAGGGAGCCCUGGGAGGAUGCACCGGGCCCAGGUCGGCACUCACACACCCAUCAAUGGCUCUCUUCCAUCCCUGCUGCUGUUGCCCAAAGGGGAAGUGGCCAGAGCUCCCCUGCCUCUGGGCCCACAGGUCCUUAGUGACGCCCCCAAGGCUCCUCAUGACUCUCCUCCAGAUCCUCCAACUCUGAACACCCUUCCCUGCCAGGCCAGACUUGCCAAGCUGGAUGAAGAUGAGCUGUAACUGAUGAAGGCCAUGGAGAUAGUGCGGAUUCAGCCACCUCGUCCCUAAGGAACUUCCAGGCAGUUCUGGCACCUCUCCAGAAUUCUCCCUCUUAGUACAUCUGGAGGAUGAGCAAGGCUGGGAAGAUAUCAGCUUGAAGGAAAAUACCUUCAAGGAGGCCCCAAAAGACUUCUUUCUGCCCAAGAAACACAGACUCCACCCCUAUGCAUGCAUCACCAUUGCCUCGAAAGGAGGAUUAUGUGGGUGGUUGGGAGGGAGGGCCAGGGUAAGGGUUUGAGUUAUUAUUGGUUUAGAUUUUGAUUUUGUUUUUCUGUUUUCUGAGAAUAAAGGUUUUAUUAUAUCA
Molecule: messenger RNA, 2565 nt
Organism: Cavia porcellus (domestic guinea pig)
Lineage: Eukaryota; Metazoa; Chordata; Mammalia; Rodentia; Caviidae
Gene: Arhgef25
Product: Rho guanine nucleotide exchange factor 25
Exons: 15
Coding region: 498-2222 (574 amino acids)
Biological process (GO): axon guidance
Cellular component (GO): cytoplasm; extrinsic component of membrane; plasma membrane
Molecular function (GO): guanyl-nucleotide exchange factor activity
Source: RefSeq, a predicted model, not a curated record